This is a messenger RNA of Colius striatus (speckled mousebird), 1625 nucleotides long. Its product is annotated as D-threitol dehydrogenase-like. NCBI's taxonomy places the organism in Eukaryota, Metazoa, Chordata, Aves, Coliiformes, Coliidae. Gene Ontology annotation, molecular function: O-methyltransferase activity; oxidoreductase activity, acting on the CH-OH group of donors, NAD or NADP as acceptor. Bases 1 to 1272 code for a protein of 423 amino acids. The record is from RefSeq and is a predicted model, not a curated record. The transcript is spliced from 8 exons.
AUGGCGGAAGAAUUGCCAGCUGAUGGCAAAAUCUUUGCGUGUGCAGAAGCGCCGUAUCUCGUGAACAGCCAAGAAGCAUUGGAUUAUUCCUCAGAGGGUAAAAAGAUAAGCAUGAGAGUGGGACCCGUGGCAGACACUUUGGAGGCAUUACAUGCUGAGGAUGAGCACUUUGAUAUAGUCUUUAUUGAUGCUGAUCAAAGGAACGCUGUUAACUACUACAGCUUUGUCAUGGAUAACCACUUGCUGAGAAUGGAUGCAGUGAUCUGUGUGGAGAAUACACUCAUGAAAGGACAAGUCUACCUGGAGAAUGUAUCUGAUGGAAAUGUACUAGCUGUCAGAAAAUUAAAUACAGUGAUUAAUUCAGAUCCUCGUGUUGAGCAGAUAAUUUUACCUGUGCAGAGUGGACUGAGCAUCAUUCGAAGGAUCCCUGUGCCUCCAGAUGCAGUGAUUGAAUCCAAGAAAGAAGUGGUGAGGGACGAUGUCUUCUGGGGCUAUAAAAGGCGCCGCAUCCUGGACCGGCUGCGUUUGGAUGGCCAGGUGGCCUAUGUCACCGGCGGAGGGCAGGGCAUUGGAAGAGCCUUUGCUCAUGCCUUGGGGGAAGCUGGUGCUAAAGUGGCUGUUGUGGAUCUGGUCCUUGCAAAGGCAGAAGCAGUGGCUUGUGAGCUCAACCUCAAAGGGAUUAAAAGCAUUGCCCUGGCAGCAGAUGUAAGCAAACCCGAGGACGUGCAAAGGAUGGUGGAUACAAUUGUGGCUCGCUGGGGCACUGUUCACAUUGCAUGCAACAACGCAGGAAUCAACAUGAACUCUGCCAGCGAAGAGACCUCCCUAGAAGAAUGGGACAAAACUUUCAACGUUAAUUUACGAGGGUUGUUUUUGUGCUGCCAAGCUGCAGGCCGCAUUAUGCUGAAUCAAGGAUAUGGGAAGAUAAUUAACACAGCAUCUAUGGCAAGUUUAAUAGUCCCACACCCGCAGAAGCAGUUGGCGUACAACGCCUCAAAAGCCGGGGUCGUAAAAUUAACACAGACAUUAGGAACCGAGUGGAUUGACAGAGGAGUAAAAGUCAACUGCAUUUCCCCGGGCAUCGUGGACACACCACUCAUCCACUCCCAGGAGCUGCAGGCACUGGUGGGGUGCUGGCUGAGGGAUAUCCCGGCCGGGAGGCUGGCUCGGGCCACCGACCUGCAGGCUGCUGUUGUCUACUUGGCCUCCGAAGCCUCAGACUACAUGACGGGCCAUAACCUGGUCAUCGAGGGAGGCCAGAGCCUGUGGUGAGGCGCAUCCUCCAGCCUCAUCCCCUCACAGGGGGCACUUUGGAAAGUGCAUUCAAGUUUAGCUUAGUCCCAGUUUUGGCCCACGUGGCUAAGCGUCCAGCUAAUAAUGCAACAACAAGAGCAAUCUUUCAUUUUAAACAUUUUGAUGUUUUUCACCAAGCAUUCAGAUUUCUGCUAAAUUAAUAUUUAAUGAUAUAAAGGCACAUUUGCUACAGCAAGAUUUGGCCAUUGUUUAGUUUACUGGGGGGCGCUUUUAAAGCAGUCAAUAUUAGCUAGUCUGUGUAGCGUAUUGUUCUUAGGCAGUUUUUUGUAUUCAAGUUGUUCCAGUGACAUCUGUGAAUGGUAAAAACCAGU